AUGAACCCAGAGCUGAGCGUGGUUGGCGAAACUGCCGGCGCGUCCGGCCCGGGCAGCCACACCUCAGCCCGGGCACGGUCGAGGGCAUAUGCCACCUGCGCCUGGCUGGAGGCGAACUCGGUGAAGGAUUCAGUGGCCUUAGUCAGCGAUGAGGCGAUGCUGCUGCACCUCGGGCCCUCGAACCACCCAGAGCGCCCCGCGAGGCUCGCAGAGAUCUUGCACCAGCUGGAGAUCUCAGGGCUGAGAGCAGCCUGCGCAAACGUUCCCUCACGGAAGGUGACCAGAGACGAGCUGCUUACAGCCCACACGGAGAAGCACGUGGACCAUGUCUUUGCGUCUGCUUCUGUGAAGAAGAAGGGAAAGGAUUAUGGAUUGCCAUUUGGUCCUGACACGUACGUGAAUGAGCAAUCACCCGACUGCGCUGCAUUGUCGGCCGGUUGCUUGUUGGCCUUGGUGGACCAUUGCAUGGCUGAUGAGAACAUUGCCACCUGCGGAAUGGCAUGUGUGCGCCCCCCAGGGCAUCAUGCCAGCCAGGAGAAGGCCUGCGGCUUUUGCCUUUUUAACAACGUGGCAGUGGCCGUGCGACAUGCGCAAAAACAGUACGGGCUCCAGCGGGUUGCGGUCGUCGACUGGGACGUGCACCACGGAAACGGGACCAACGACAUCUUCGCCGAGGACGACUCGGUGCUCUUCUUCAGCCUGCAUCGCUACGGCAGCACCUUCUUUCCGGGCACGGGCUUUGCGGAGGACGUGGGGAAGUCGAGCGCCCGGGGCUUCAAUGUGAAUGUGCCACUGGACAAGGGCUUUGGGGACCUCGACGUGAGGCACAUCAUGCAAUACCUGAUUUGCCCCCUGAUGGAGAAGUUUGAACCAGAAGCCAUCUUUGUGUCUGCCGGCUUCGAUGCGGUCCGGGGUGAUCCGCUGGGGGAUUGCCGGGUAACUCCUGAAGGCUUUGGCUGGAUGACUCGGUGCCUGUACCGUCUUGCUCGACAUUUCUGCCAGGGUCGUCUCUUCCUGUCCUUGGAGGGUGGCUACAAUCCUGACAUGAUCGCGCAGUGCACAGUGGAGUGUGUCCGCUCGAUGCUGCAAGAAGUUAACGACCUGGCAGGGCCUGAGAUGGAGCUGGUGCCAGCUACCCCUUGCUCCAGCCAUCCGGGAACGCCAGCAUCGAUGCCGGCCUGCCUGGCUGGAGCUCACCAGUUGCUUUUGUUGUUUUUUGAGUUCUUUGCGGUUGGGAACCUGCCAGGCCUCGCCUUCCUGGUCGUCCUCGCUGGAUGA
Molecule: messenger RNA, 1278 nt
Organism: Effrenium voratum
Lineage: Eukaryota; Dinophyceae; Suessiales; Symbiodiniaceae
Source: the annotation of a GenBank genome assembly